UUAUUUUAUCUUCUUUUUGAAUAUUGUUUGUGUCCAUUUUUCUGUUGCUUUCCUUUUUGAUGGAAUUCUUGCUUUGCGUAGCUUUCAAGUUUUAAGAUUCUAUUUUUGUACUGUAUGUGAUCAAAGACCCUACUCAUGAACUUGCCUAUUCUGGAUUUUUUUGUUUUUGUUUUUUUCUUUGCAUGCGUUGAAUUUUGUCUGCUUAAUGAUUUGUGAUUCUUGGUAAUGAAAAAGGUUUGUUUUUGUUUCCAUCUAAAGGGCGUUGAUGGAUACUGCCGUUGAAGAAGAUGUUGGAUUCACCAAAGCCCUUGGAAGAGGGCCUAUAUUUUACUAUGGCAUGGGACACAUGCUCAAUGACAUAACUUCCGCUUGUUGGUUCACCUAUCUGUUAUUGUUCUUGACAGAUAUUGGAUUUUCACCGAGGAAUGCAGCUAUUGUGAUGCUUUCAGGUCAAGUGGCGGAUGCAUUUGCCACUAUAUUUGUUGGUGAACUGAUAGACAGAUACGGACGUUUCAAGAUAUGGCAUGGCGCCGGAUCUUUAUUGGUGGCUAUUUCAUUUUCUUCUGUUUUUGGUCGUUGUCUACCAUGCACAAUUCUUACUUCUGAUUCAACUACUUUUGAAACCGUGAGUUACAGCAUGUUUGCUGCAAUUUUCAACUUGGGGUGGGCUGCUACUCAGGUCUCGCACAUGUCCAUGGUGAGUUGCAUAACGCUGAACUCAACAAGCAGAGUUGCAUUGGCUAGCUGUCGCAAUGCUUUUACCAUGGUUGCCAACCUGAGUUUAUAUGCAAUUGCUCUGAUAGUAUUCACUGUUGUCAAUGGAAAAACGUAUGCUAAUGUUGAGAAUCAGUACCGUUGGAUUGCAUAUGUCUCGAUUUUUAUAGGAUGUUGCUUUGUGGGCAUAUUUCAUCUUGCGACAAAAGAACCCAGUUUGCAAAUGGACAUAUACGGAAAGACUCGUGGGAGGAUUUCAUGGGCUUACUGGUUUAAGAGAGUUUUAUAUUACCAAGUUGCUAUUAUUUAUGUCCUCACAAGAUUAGUUCUCAACGUUUCUCAGGCCUACCUUGCUUUCUAUGUGAUCAAUGACCUACAAAUGGCUCAGUCAGCCAAAGCUUUGGUUCCUGCUAUCAUAUACAUCAGCUGUUUCAUUGUAUCUAUCGCAUUACAGGAGAUUGCAUGGACAGGCAAACUUCUCAAGGCUUAUUUCUCUGCUGGAUGCGUUCUUUGGAUUUUGUGUGGCUCAGUGAUCAUGCUUUUAACUAAGCAUAUGAGUUAUGCCAUGUACAUAAUUUCAGUAUUUAUUGGCAUAGCAAAUGCCCUCAUGAUGGUAACUGGUGUAAGCAUGCAAAAUUUUCUAAUUGGAGAGAAUCUUAAUGGCUGUGCUUUUGUUGUUGGAUCAUUAAGCUUUCUGGACAAAUUGUCGUGUGGGAUUGCUUUAUAUAUUCUUCAGUCUUAUCAAAAUGUCUCUCCACAGCUCUUUGUAAUUCAUCAGUUCCCACCUUCAAUCACAAGGCUGGGGCUGGGUCUUGUUCCUGCAGUUUGUGCAUUACUUGGUGUGAUAGUAACUUGCACAAUGGAUUUCCACCAUCCUUCCAACUCUUUGACAGCACCAUUAUUGACAUAGUUGUGUAGAUGAUGAAGAUAAUUACUAUCUCUUCUCCAAUGUAAAUGGUGUGGGUCACACUUGAAAAUUUUCAUCUGUUUUGACUCAUCCAAAGUUUAACCUUUCUGGCAAAGUUAUGUAGAUUUAUUGAAUUGUCGUUGAUUAUUUUACUAACAUGUAGUAAAAUGUAUAUCAUGUAACAGUAUAUUUGAUUGAAAUGAAAGAUACACCAAAAAUUAAAUAAAUAAC
Vicia villosa (hairy vetch) is the source of this 1852-nucleotide messenger RNA. RefSeq lists its product as uncharacterized. Gene Ontology annotation, molecular function: symporter activity. The transcript has 13 exons. Gene Ontology annotation, biological process: carbohydrate transport. The record is from RefSeq and is a predicted model, not a curated record. NCBI's taxonomy places the organism in Eukaryota, Viridiplantae, Streptophyta, Magnoliopsida, Fabales, Fabaceae. Gene Ontology annotation, cellular component: membrane. The coding region runs from base 266 to 1624 and encodes 452 amino acids.